Molecule: messenger RNA, 2704 nt
Organism: Strigops habroptila (Kakapo)
Lineage: Eukaryota; Metazoa; Chordata; Aves; Psittaciformes; Psittacidae
Gene: SLC11A2
Product: solute carrier family 11 member 2
Exons: 17
Coding region: 228-1928 (566 amino acids)
Biological process (GO): metal ion transport
Cellular component (GO): plasma membrane
Molecular function (GO): cadmium ion transmembrane transporter activity; iron ion transmembrane transporter activity; manganese ion transmembrane transporter activity
Source: RefSeq, a predicted model, not a curated record
GCGGCCCCGUUCCCCCGCACCGGGGCUCGCCCCGUGCCCCAUUCCCCGCUCCACGUCGCGGUUCCCGGUCGCUCCGAGCCGCGUCACGGGGCGGGCCGCGCCAGGCCGGCCCGAGCGGCGGCAACGCGGGGCCGCGGCAUGAGGCGGCGGCGGCAGCGGCGGGGCCCGGCGGAGCCGCCGACGUGGCCAAUGUAAAGCAGGCUCCAGACAACUGGAAGGGUUCGACCAUGGGGAGCUCCGACAUGGACCAGAAGGCAUCCUACGAAGAUGCCUCCCGGGAGCCCGGGGAGGUCGUCAGCACCAUUUCCAGCAGCAUGAACCCGCUGCAGCCGCCGGACACCUCCUCGGAGGAGCCUUUUACCACCUACUUCGACAGCAAGAUCCCCAUCCCCGAGGAUGAAAAGCAAUCCUGCUUCAGUUUCCGCAAGCUCUGGGCUUUCACGGGGCCAGGAUUCCUGAUGAGCAUUGCCUACCUGGAUCCAGGGAACAUCGAGUCGGAUUUACAGUCUGGGGCUGUCGCAGGCUUUAAGCUCCUGUGGGUCCUGAUGCUGGCGACUCUGAUCGGGCUGCUGCUGCAGCGCCUGGCGGCGCGCCUGGGGGUGGUGACGGGGCUGCACCUCGCCGAGGUCUGCAACCGGCAGUACCAGAAGGUUCCUCGGAUUGUCCUCUGGCUGAUGGUUGAACUCGCCAUCAUCGGCUCUGACAUGCAGGAGGUCAUCGGCUCGGCGAUUGCCAUCAACCUCCUGUCUAUGGGCAAGAUCCCGCUGUGGGGUGGAGUGCUCAUCACCAUCGCUGACACCUUCGUCUUUCUCUUCCUGGACAAAUACGGCCUGCGGAAACUGGAAGCGUUCUUUGGCUUUCUCAUCACCAUCAUGGCUCUCACGUUUGGAUACGAGUACAUCACAGUCAGACCCAACCAGGAGAAGCUGCUCAAGGGGCUCUUUGUCCCGUACUGCCAGGACUGUGGAACGCCGCAGCUGGAGCAGGCCGUGGGGAUCGUGGGAGCUGUCAUCAUGCCCCACAACAUGUACCUGCACUCGGCCUUGGUCAAGUCCCGGCAAGUGAACCGUGCAAACAAGAGGGAGGUCCGAGAAGCCAACAAGUAUUUCUUCAUCGAGUCCUGCAUCGCUCUCUUUGUCUCCUUCAUCAUUAACAUCUUCGUGGUGACCGUCUUUGCCGAGGCUUUCUUUGAGAAGAACAACGCGGACGUGAACACCGUCUGCAUCAACGCCAGCAGCCCCCACUCCUCGCUCUUCCCCAACAACAACCAGACGCUGGAGGUGGACAUCUACAAAGGGGGUGUGGUUCUGGGCUGUUACUUCGGUCCUGCUGCUCUCUACAUCUGGGCCAUCGGGAUCCUCGCCGCCGGGCAGAGCUCCACCAUGACGGGGACGUACUCGGGGCAGUUUGCCAUGGAGGGCUUCCUGAACCUGCGCUGGUCCCGCUUUGCGCGGGUGCUGCUCACGCGCUCCAUCGCCAUCACCCCCACGCUCUUCGUCGCCAUCUUCCAGGACGUGGAACACUUGACGGGCAUGAACGACUUCCUCAACGUCCUCAUGAGCCUCCAGCUUCCCUUCGCUCUGAUCCCAGUCCUGACCUUCACCAGCCUGCCCAGUGUCAUGAAUGACUUUGCCAACGGGCUGUUCUGGAGGAUCGCGGGGGGUCUCCUCAUCCUCCUCAUCUGCAGCAUCAACAUGUACUUCGUGGUGGACUAUGUCAUGUCCCUCAACCACAUGGCUCUGUACAUCGGGGCUGCCGUGCUCAGCGUGAUCUACCUGUCCUUUGUGGCCUAUCUGAGCUGGCUGUGCCUGAUCGCGCUGGGCGCCUCCUUCCUGGCCUGCGGGACAACGCACCACUUGGGACUCGCCGCCUGCCCUGAGCUUUUCCUGCUCAACAGCGUGGACACGGACACACUCGUCGCCAGAUGAUUCCUGAUCCCUGAGGAUAGAACCGGUUUUAGUGGAAACCCGCCCUGGCUCGGGCUCGGCGCUGAGCCGGGCACACGAUGGGACCCUGAGCGCAGCCGGGGUUUGGACAAUGGGACCGGAUGGUCCCGGGAGCGCUGGGAAUUGCUGUGGAGCCGGAGCCUCCAACCUGGUUCCAACCCCAACCUUGGGGUUUGCUUUCAGGUUCCUCAAGUUGUUCCCAUUUAGUUCCCGAUAGUUGCUCUGGGAAGGGAUUCAUCGCCAUUAUUCCGAUUCUGAGUCACUUCUCUCUGCCGGUGGAUGCUAAUCCGUAUCUUUGUUCCUAAUUUGAGGAAAAUUCCAGGUUUGGGAAGCGCAUCAGGGGCAGAGUUCCAUUAGUGAGGGUUUGAGAGACCAGCUUAGGAGGAGCCGCGGCGACACCAGGUCCGGGCCCCUCCAUCAGCCUCUUCCUCAUGGAGAUGCUUCUUCCCAACAGCUCCUCCUUCCCAUGGGUUGUUCCCAGCCCGGAGCUGACUCGGAGCCGGAUCCGCCCGGCACAGGCAGCGUGGAAGCUGCUGUUUGGGGGGAUUCAGUUAAACCCUGUUGUCCUGGUGGGCUCCAGCAUUCUGCAGUCGGGGUCUGCAACCCGCCUGGAGCCGCUUUUCCAGCAUUUCAGGGACCCUCCGGAGCCAAUUCCCAACCCCCUUGAUUCCAGUUUGAUUGAUUUGACUUGAUCGAGGCCGUAUCCUGCUUCUCCUUAAUUAAAUCUGGUUUAAUUCAACUUUUUAUCCAAAUGAAAA